Molecule: messenger RNA, 1203 nt
Organism: Onychostruthus taczanowskii (white-rumped snowfinch)
Lineage: Eukaryota; Metazoa; Chordata; Aves; Passeriformes; Passeridae
Gene: HOXB7
Product: homeobox B7
Exons: 2
Coding region: 280-933 (217 amino acids)
Biological process (GO): regulation of transcription by RNA polymerase II; anterior/posterior pattern specification
Cellular component (GO): nucleus
Molecular function (GO): DNA-binding transcription factor activity, RNA polymerase II-specific; RNA polymerase II cis-regulatory region sequence-specific DNA binding
Source: RefSeq, a predicted model, not a curated record
CAAUUUCACCCCUUCCAGCAGAGAUCGCGCGGGGUUUUUUUUAUAGGGCAUCAAUUAUUUAUCAUAUUUUAUAAACCCAGCCGCGCAGCCCCGCGCCCCCGAGGAGGGGGCGGGCGGCGAUUGGCGCCGGCGCGGCCACGUGCCCGCGCGUCACCGGGGCCGGGAGGAAAAAAGGCUCUUUUUUGGUGUAAAUCUGGACUCUUAAUUCCGUAAUAUAUCACGGUACCUCGUAAAAACCGACACUAAAACGUCCCGACCUACAAAUCACCCGGCCAAAUUAUGAGUUCAUUGUAUUACGCCAACGCUUUAUUUUCUAAAUAUCAAGCGGCCGGUUCGGUUUUCCCGUCCGGAGUGUUUCCCGAGCAAACUUCUUGCGCUUUCGCCUCCACCAGCCAGCGAGCGGGCUAUGGGGCCGCAUCCACGCCUCCCUUCGCCGCUUCCAUGCCCGGCCUCUACUCGGGGGGCAGCUCCGUGCACCCCCAGCCCCCCAGCGUGUACUCCUCGGGUUACGGCCUGGAGCCGGGCUCCUUCAACGUGCACUGCUCGCCUUUCGAGCAAAACCUCCCGGUGAUGUGCCCCGGGGACGCCUCCAAGCAGGGCUGCGGCAAAGCGGACCCGCGGGACGCGGAUCUGCAGGGCGACGGCAACUUCCGAAUCUACCCCUGGAUGAGGAGCACGGGAACGGACAGGAAACGAGGCCGGCAGACCUACACCAGGUACCAGACGCUGGAGCUGGAGAAGGAAUUCCACUACAACCGCUACCUGACCCGGCGGCGGCGCGUGGAGAUCGCGCACUCGCUGUGCCUGACCGAGCGCCAGAUCAAGAUCUGGUUCCAGAACCGCCGCAUGAAGUGGAAAAAGGAAAAUAAAAGCGCCUGCCCCGGCUCCGCAGGGCAGGAAAAGGCAGAGGCCGAGGAGGAUGAGGAGGAGUGAGGUGGAUGCAGGGAGAGAGAGAAGGGGGAAAGGCAAAAACACGCGUUAAAAAAUAAAAAAAAUUUAAAAAAAGGACUAAAUAUAAAAUUAAAUGCUAAGCGCAUCGAUGAUUAAACCCCUAGGAGUGAUUCCUUGUGUUUGACGACACUGAGAAAGAAUACUACCUAUAUUAGAGUCUCUUUUUUUGGGUUUUUUUUUCCUUUUUGUACAAUAGAAUAUCUACCUAUUCCAUGUGGCUUUAGAGUCAGGAUAGACACGGUGUGUUUUUUU